Molecule: messenger RNA, 1923 nt
Organism: Trichoderma aggressivum f. europaeum
Lineage: Eukaryota; Fungi; Ascomycota; Sordariomycetes; Hypocreales; Hypocreaceae
Exons: 4
Coding region: 1-1923 (640 amino acids)
Biological process (GO): inosine biosynthetic process; adenosine catabolic process
Molecular function (GO): adenosine deaminase activity
Source: RefSeq, a predicted model, not a curated record
AUGUCGUCAACCAAGAGCAAACCACCAAAGCACCGUCAUGACCUCGCGGAUGGCCACCCGAGGCAACCGGGCGCUUCCGAGAAAGCUGAUGCUUCCGAGAGUGACGGCGACUUUGACAAGGCAGCUGCGCUUGAGCUGAUCAAGGCUCAUCACUCCGAAGUUGACAGGCGGCGGAGCGGAGUUGAGACGAGCCGUCUCGGGGCUGAAAAUGGCUCUCUCGGCUUGCCCCUGGACCUUGACACUACCGGCGCCGAAAAGCGAGUGCCGGUGCCGAGUAAAGAGGAAUACGACCAACUGCGAAAACACGUCUUCGACACAGAGCAAGAACUAUCGUUUGAUGCCCGGUGCCGCUCUCGCGCCACUAAACAGGAACUGCGUGUUGAUGCCAUGAUUCGAAAGAUACGGGAGCAAGACGACAGAGAAAUCUACGCCUCGGAGCCUAAGCGAAGGGGUUAUCAAGGCCAGAUGCACGAGCGCUUCGCAGGCGAUCACUUCCUCAGCAACGUGGACAUCAUCAACAAGACAAAACUGUUCGGGAUUGCCUCCAAGAUGCCAAAGGGUGCCCACCUGCACAUCCACUUCAACGCCUGCUUGCCACCCAACGUGCUGCUCGGCAUUGCAAAUGGCAUGGAUCGCAUGUUCGUUUCAAGUACUCUUCCCCUUAUCCAUAAGGCUGGGGGCGAGGAUGGGUACGACAAUUUUAACAAGUGCGAGAUACAGUUUUCCAUUAUGAAUGAAGAAAGGGUGAAGAAUAAGCUAGGCGAUCCAUUUUCCGCCAACUAUAUCGCUGGCCAUAUGAUGAAGUUUUCAGACUUUAGACGCCAGUUCUCAAGCCAUUAUAACAAGGACACUGUCACUGUGGAUGAGUGGUUGCUGCAUAAGCUCAUGUUCGAGGAGCAGGAGACUCACAAUCCCUUCCAGACAGCCAAUGGUGCUUGGGAAAAGUUCAACGGUAGAACACGCAUGAUGAAGGGUCUUUUCAACUAUGAGACAGCGUAUCGCGCUUAUACAUAUCAGUGCCUCGAAGAUUUCGUCCGGGAUAAUAUCCAAUACGCCGAGAUUCGGCCCAAUUUUAUGAGCACCAAUCAGCUCUACACCGACGACGGCAAUGGUACCAUCAACAACGAGGGCAUCAUGAAAAUCAUCAUUGACGAGGUUGAGCGAUUCCAGGAAGACACAAAGAAAAGGGGCCAGUUCUUUGGAGGGCUCAAGGUUAUAUACUGCACACCGCGGUCAAUGGAUCGGGAAAGAGUAAAAGUUGCCCUUAUUGAGUGCAUGGAAUUCAAGAAGAAGUGGCCACAGUGGAUCGCAGGCUUUGACCUUGUCGGCGAAGAGGCGAAGGGCUAUCCGAUCAAGGAAUUUGUUCCCGAGCUGCUAGAGUUCAAAAGGGAGUGCGCUGCGCAGAACCUCGAUAUCCCAUUCCUCUUUCACUGUGGCGAGACGCUGGACAUGGGCACUAACACGGAUGGCAAUCUGGUUGACGCCCUACUGCUUGGAUCGAAGCGCAUCGGCCAUGGCUUCGCUCUGGCAAAGCACCCCUACGUUAUGCAGCAAAUGAAGGCCAAGGGAAUAUGCCUGGAACUAUGCCCGAUUUCCAACGAGAUCCUGGGGCUUACACCGCGAGUGGGUGGGCAUGCCAUGUAUCAGUUGCUGGCGAACAACGUGCACUGCACCGUCAGCUCUGAUAACGGGGCGCUUUUCAGGUCCUCGUUGUCACACGACUUCUACCAAGUCAUGGUGGGCAAGGCAGACAUGGGGCUGUUUGGAUGGAAGCAGCUUGCCAUGUGGAGCAUCGACCACGCGUGUUUAAACGAAAAAGAGAGGGAAAAUAUGAGGUACGAGUGGAACCAACAGUGGAAUGAGUUCCUCGACUGGGUAGACACAACACACGGUGACCUUGUCAAGGACGUGGCCAAGAUUUGA